This is a messenger RNA of Stegodyphus dumicola, 1281 nucleotides long. RefSeq lists its product as uncharacterized. NCBI's taxonomy places the organism in Eukaryota, Metazoa, Arthropoda, Arachnida, Araneae, Eresidae. The record is from RefSeq and is a predicted model, not a curated record.
ACAAAGGAACUUCCUUGUUCAAAUUUCUAUAUAAAUGACUACUCUCACGAUCAGUCAGUGAACUUCAUCCGCAGCUAUUAGAGAAGAGUGGGUCUCAUCUGCUCCGAAGGAUCUUCACUUCAAGAUAAUGACUAAAGAAAUCAAUUCCAUUUUGCUGUUGCUGUUUAUUUCCUUUUUCAUACAACCACAAAGCGGACUAGCCUUUCUAGGCUUAGGCUACACACAUUUGGAAGACUGGCAGGGUUAUGCAAGCUACGAAGAAUACCUGAGGCAUCAUUUCGGUAUAUAUUCAAAAGAAUAUUUGGAAAGAUUGAGCAGUGGCAAUCACAAUGGAGAAGAUUUCCACAUUUCCAAUUUGAACAUUCCGACCGUUGAACACAAUCUUCAUAAAAAAUCUAAACUACGAGGUGGUAUCUUCCGCAGGCUUUUCCGAGGACAUCAUCGGAACAUGGGUGGAGGCAUCAGAAGCUGGUUUGCACCGACGACUCAAGCGCCUGCAAUGAAAAAAAAUGUUACUGAUAGUAUGGCUAAAGUUCCACGAAUGACAGCACCGUCAACGAAACCCAUGAUAACAACAACGAAAAUACCUUUUAUGAUGAAACAUGCAGGAAAUAUGAUGAAAGAUUCACAGCUACCAGUGGUUCAAGUUUAUGUUAUUACAAGUGGAAACGGAAAGAGCCGUACAAGUAUAGGAGGACAUCACCACAUAUCAACUCAACCUACUUAUGGAUGGCUUCAAAAUACAUACAAAGGUAUCUCCCACCUUUCCUUUUCUGGAGAUCCAGAAAUUUUCAAAAGAGGUUAUAUAGCCACAAAGCAGUCUGAUGACUACAGACCUCUUCGUAUUUCUCCUCGAGGUGGUAGGAUUAAUAAAGGAUCACAUGUGAGUUUUGGACCAGGAUUUAAUGCGCAGGAACAUGGUACUGAUUGCUAUCAUUUUCACACUAGGCAAGAGGCAAAAAAUAAUAAUUUUAAGAGAGUACAUGAAAAUUCUCAUUUCAGUUUACAUCCAGGUGAAAUCAACUUUCAUCAUACCUCUAUGUGAAAAAAAUGAUAUCUCAUGAGAGAGCUUUAUCGUGUGAUUAUUACAAUGUGCAAUUAUUAUGGUAGCAAGAAUGAGGAUUAUUUUUAAUAUUCGUCUGAUUCUUAGAUAGGAUUCUUGGACUUUUAUAAUUUAAAAAUCUUUACUUCUAUGAUGUAAAUAGCAAAAGAAAGGUUUGCGGAAAAUAUUUAUUAAUUUUAUAAUGAAAUAUAAAACACCACAGUGUAACACGAAUUUGU